CCCUUCAACACCACUCAUGGGCAUCCCCACACUUCAACAGCACCACUUCACCGCCCACACGCAAUAACAGCAACCACACCAAAAAAACAUAUCCCAAAGGCCCAGAAUUUUUUAGCCAGAGGAUCGGAUGUCAGAGUUCCUCGCUGAGCUCCAAUUGACAAUAUGACGUCUUUUAUCUCCUCGCGGCCGCGGGCACGGCCAGCGCACACACAGGGGACCACACGUUGCGCAUACACUCCUGACGGUACCAGGCUGGUCACGGUUGGCUCCAAUAACCUCAUCCGUCUCUACAAGACGGGCUUUGACGGCGAGCCCGACAAUAUCGACGACUGCCAGGAACAGAACCUGGCUGUGUCCGCGGGCAACACCUUCUUCGUCGCCGGAGCCGAAGAUGGCACCGUCAGCUAUUACACGCUCGCCGCCACCCCGUUUGCAACCAGCAUGUUCGACAAGUUCCUGCUCCGCACCUCUCUGCCCGUCCGCGAUGUCGCCAUCUCGCCCGAUAACAAGUGGUGCGCCGUGGCUAGCGAUGAGCUGACCGUCAAGCUGGUCGGCAUUCAAGACAACACCCAGCUGCUCACCUUGAAGGAGCACGGCAAGCCGACCAAGCAUCUCUCGUUCGACCCCAAGGGUAGCAUGUUGGCCCUGUCAUGUACCGACGGAGUCGUCUACGUCUACUCCCUGACGGCCGACCACCCCGAGCUCAUGCGCAAGGUAGACGGCGUCAUUGGCCGGAUGGAAACCGAAUCAGAGGCCUCGUGCAAGGUGGCAUGGCAUCCCGACGGGCGGGCAUUCGCUGUGCCGACUCCAACGAGGGAGGUUCAGGUCGUAUCCAAGAACGACUGGGAGAAGCAGCGCGCCUUUUCCAAGGGACAUGACGGGGACAUCACUGCCGUGGCCUGGUCUCCGAACGGCGCCCUCCUCGCCACAGCCGGCAAGGAUAAAAAGCUGCUGAUUUGGUCUACCAAGGACCAGACCGUUCUUGCGCGAUACGAGUACCCGAAUGUGGUUGAUAUCGCUUGGCAUCCGACCAAGAACUUGGCCUCCUUCACCACGUCGGACGGUGAAGUCUUCAUCUGCGACGAGUUCGUCUCCGAACAGUUCGUCUCCUUGCUCAGGCUACCUCGACAGCCUGCCCCUUUCAUCCAUGACCCUCUCGCGGAUAUUGGCGCCAACAACAGGAGGCCGGAGUCGAAUGGUGCGGCCCUGCCAUCACGCCCUCGGAGGGGUUCCCUGGAUAGCUUGGAUGACCUGCUGGAUGAUGAUAAUUUUGGGGAUGAGAAUGACGGCUUUGCGGGUGACGAUGAUGGUUUCGUGGUUGACGACGAUGGGGCGGGUUACACGCUCAAUGCCUCCCGAAAACGUUCAGCUGAUGAUGACCCUCUCGGGCAGCGUCCCAACAAGCGCGGAAACUUCGUCCAACCACAACUUCACCGGGCUUUCCAGCCUGGCGCAACCCCCUGGCGUGGAAACCGGAAGUACCUGUGUUUGAACCUGAUCGGCUUCAUAUGGACGGUGGAUCAAGACUCCCAUCACACGGUUACGGUAGAGUUUUACGACCACGAAUUCCACCGAGACUUCCACUUUACCGACACUUUCCUCUACGACCAGGCCUGCCUGAACGACAAGGGCGCGCUCUUCUCAUGCCCACCCAAGGAUGACGCUCCGGCUGUGCUCUUCUAUCGCCCACACGAAACCUGGACGCAGCGGACCGACUGGCGCAUCCAGCUGCCCAAGGGAGAGGCAGUCCUGGCCAUGUCGCUCAGCGACAGGUUCAUUACCGUCACGACAACUGGGAAUUAUGUAAGGAUAUACACGCUGUUUGGCAUUCCCUAUCGGGUGUACCGCCCCAAGAGCACGCCCGCCGUCUCCUGUGCGAGCUGGGGGGAUUAUGUCCUGACCAUGGGCAACGGCCCUGUCGGCGCGGACGGCAUGUGCCGGCUGCUGUACACCAUCGAGAACAUCAAGCGGGACGAGAUCUGCCAGAACGAGGACACGGUUGCACUCCCUGAAGGAGCGACCGUCAAAAACGUCUUCUUCUCUGACAGCGGCGACCCCUGCAUCUACGACUCAACAGGCACGCUCCUGACCCUCCUCCACUGGCGCGAGCCAUCCCGCGCCUGUUGGAUCCCGCUCCUCGACACCAAGCUCCUCCCACGACUCGCCUCGGGCCGCAAAAACGAAACCUACUUCCCCAUCGCCGUCGCCGACAACAAGUUCCACUGCAUCAUCCUCAAAGGCGGCGACCAAUACCCCUAUUUCCCACGCCCCCUCCUCUCCGAGUUCGACUUCUCCAUCCCCCUUGCCUCAGCCCCCCCAACCAAGAAGCAAAAGAAGGCCAAGCCCCCCAAAAAGAAACCCACCAACCCCGGCGGCGGCGGCGACGACCUCGACGAGGACAUGCUCUCGGCCGACGAAGCCCCCUCCUCCCCAGAAGCCCCCUCCGACAACGACGACAACGACGACGACGACCCCUCCACCGGGGACGCCGAAACCCUGGCCCUCACGCAAACCUACCUCCAGAAAUCAAUCCACACCGCCCAACUAUCCGACCAGGUCGCCUCAUCAUCCUCCUCCUCCACGGCGUCGCAGCGCGCGCGGCUCGCGCGGCUGCAGCUGGACGUCGACAAGGCGCUGCUGCAGAUGCUGGCGGUGGAGUGCCGCGAGGGCGGCGAGGACCGCGGCAUGCGCGCGCUCGAGAUGGUGCAGCUCAUGCGCGAUCGCUCGGGCCGCAUGCUGGAGGCGGCGGGCAAGGUGGCGGAGCGGUACGGGCGGGCGGUGCUGGGGGGGAAGAUUCGGGAGUUGGGGGAGUUGGGUGGGGAUGAUGGGGAGGAGGAUGGGGAUGGGGAUGGGUUUGACUGA
This is a messenger RNA of Chaetomium fimeti, 2862 nucleotides long. RefSeq names its product WD40-repeat-containing domain protein. The transcript has 2 exons. NCBI's taxonomy places the organism in Eukaryota, Fungi, Ascomycota, Sordariomycetes, Sordariales, Chaetomiaceae. The record is from RefSeq and is a predicted model, not a curated record. Gene Ontology annotation, molecular function: protein binding; chromatin binding. Gene Ontology annotation, biological process: DNA repair; mitotic cell cycle; DNA-templated DNA replication. The coding region runs from base 163 to 2862 and encodes 899 amino acids. Gene Ontology annotation, cellular component: nuclear replication fork.